UCGAUAGCACGAUAAAUACAGCAGCUGUCAUAUCACAUCGCUAAGCAACUGGGCCUGUUCUUGUUGUGUAACUGAAACGCGUAUUUUUAAUAAACGCCCACAAUGUCAGCAAGCGCCGCCCGAGGCUCAACGUCCCUGCUCAAGCGCGCCUGGAACGAGAUACCCGACAUUGUUGGCGGCUCGGUAUUGGCUCUAACGGGCAUCGUCAUGGCUGGCAUUGGCCUGGCCAACUACUAUGCCAAGGAUGGCGACAAUCGUCUCUACAAAACGGGCUAUGUGGUCUUCCGUGACGAUGAUCCUCGUGCCAAGAAGGUGCGCAAGGACGAGGACGACUAAGAAAACUGUGCGAUCUGAUUGUUUUCAACCAUCUUUUUUUUUUGCGCCGCAAUAUAAAUAGCUAAGUAAAACAAAACAAU
Messenger RNA from Drosophila virilis, 416 nucleotides. RefSeq names its product NADH:ubiquinone oxidoreductase subunit A3 (gene NdufA3). The record is from RefSeq and is a predicted model, not a curated record. Lineage: Eukaryota; Metazoa; Arthropoda; Insecta; Diptera; Drosophilidae.